Messenger RNA from Phytophthora sojae, 1053 nucleotides. RefSeq lists its product as hypothetical. The record is from RefSeq and is a predicted model, not a curated record. Bases 1 to 1053 code for a protein of 350 amino acids. Lineage: Eukaryota; Oomycota; Peronosporomycetes; Peronosporales; Peronosporaceae. The transcript has a single exon. Gene Ontology annotation, molecular function: catalytic activity.
AUGUCUCCACCGAGCUUGUUGUGUCUCAUGCCAUGCUGUAGGUCAUCACGGGUCGUGCAUGAGCCUCGUCCGCCGCCUCCGCCACUUCCAGACCCCAAAUAUCUCGAAAUCGACGGCGUCUGCAAGAUUGAGUACGUCGAUGUCGAGCCAACUCAACUCAAAAGCAGUUGUUCAGCCACGGUCGUGUGUGUUCACGGCGCUCCUGGAAGUUUUCGCGACUAUCGAUACGUUAUCCCGAUGCUUGCCGAGCAGCAACCCGGUCUUCGAAUUAUCGGAGUCAAUCUUCCGGGCUACAUGGGCUCAGAAGUGGAGAAACCUCGUUACCUCGAGACAGUUUGCGCUCUCCGAGCUGCUGAGGUGGUGCUGCAAGCCAUUCGACAGCUUUGCAUCUCUGGCGAUAAUGACGGAGGUGAUAUAUUCCUAAUUGGCCACUCGUUUGGAGCUCACACGGUCAUCAACAUUGCAUCAUUGAACGAGACGCAGCGAAUGGCUGGGGCUCCUGUCAACGUACUCAAAAUCCGAGGCAUUGCGCUGAUGGCACCGGCAGGAUGCGUGCCACAACGAAUGGUGAAAGAAAUACCGAUCAAGAUGAUGGUUGUUCUCUUGAGAUCUCGCAGUGCAGUCGUUGUGCGCCUGGCGACGCGUUUCGUCAAGUAUUUGUAUACCGAGAUACUUGGGUUUCCCAGGAGGACGCCGGCUACAUCCUGCGUAGCAGCAAUAAUCAGGGCGGGCACAACGAAGUUCCCAUUGAUUCGAGCCCAGGUUACCAUGCUGAAAGAAGCCAGCAUGCCUGUGCUCGUCGCGUGGGCUCGUGACGAUGUGCUGGUCGAGCCGUCGAUUCCGGAAGAGCUCGGCAGACUCUCCCAUGUUGGCCCACGGCUCGAGUUUGCUGGUGGAGGACACAAUAUCCAGAAGACUCGAGUCGAGCAGAUUACGGCUAGCUUGAGCUCGUGGAUCUCCGCGAUCUUAAGCGGGUGCAGUUCUAAUGAACUCGGGAUGAGUCAGCACUUCCAUGAAAAAAAAAUACUUCGAAGUAGUAUCCAAAAUUUUUGA